Messenger RNA from Closterium sp. Naga37s-1, 285 nucleotides. Lineage: Eukaryota; Viridiplantae; Streptophyta; Zygnematophyceae; Desmidiales; Closteriaceae. The record is from the annotation of a GenBank genome assembly.
GUUGCUGCGCGCUUUGGUGCCCGUGCGUCAUAGUCGGCCAAAACGCGGAAAUCGUAACAGAUGGCUUCACAGACUCUGGCACCGCGUGUUGCCUCUGGUACAUCAUUGAGAUAUUCGUCGGUAUGGGCUGCUUCUACUCCUGCGGCUUCCGUUCAAAGCUGAGGCAGAAGUACAUGCUGCCAGCCAAGCCGUGCGGGGACUGCUGCGUGCACACAUUCUGCUUCAUGUGCGCCAUCUGCCAGGAGUACCGCGAGCUCAAGAACCGAGGCUGGGAGCCCAAGCUCG